AUGGGGUUAACAUCAAAAUUAGACAAAUUAAAAUUGAAAUCAUCAUCUGAUGAAAAGGUUGAUAAACCGGCAAAAAUGGAUAAUAAUAGUUCCACUAAUACCAACACGUCAUCCAAUUCAAUUGAAGAUAAUACCGAUGAUAUUGAUGAAUUAGAUAACGAAGGACAAUCGAUAUUAAUGGGGAUUAUAUCACAAUUGAGACCCGGAAUGGAUUUAACUAAGAUCACUUUACCUACAUUCAUCUUAGAGAAGAAAUCAAUGUUAGAAAGAAUCACUAAUUUCUUCCAAAUUCCUGGAAUAUUAUUAGAAGCUAAUGAUGAAGAUGAUGAAUUAAAGAGAUUUUUAUUAAUGGUUAAAUGGUAUUUAGCAUCAUGGCAUAUAGCUCCAAAAGCUGUUAAGAAACCAUUGAAUCCAGUGUUAGGGGAAGUGUUCACAUGUUAUUGGGAUAAUUUACCUGAAGAUAAAAAAGCUUAUUAUAUAUCAGAGCAAACAUCUCAUCACCCACCAAAAUCAUCAUACUUUUAUUUAAUUCCUGAACUGAAAAUUAGAGUUGAUGGGAUCGUCAUACCAAAAUCCAAAUUUUUAGGUAAUUCAUCAGCUGCAAUGAUGGAAGGUUGGGGUCAUGUUACAUUAGGUGAAAGAGAUAAUGAACUUUAUUUAAUGAAUCAACCCAAUGUUUAUUGUAGAGGUAUACUUUUUGGUAAAUUAAGAUAUGAAUUGGGUGAUCAUAUGUAUGUUAAAUGCCCAACCACUGGAUAUGAAGCCGAUAUUGAAUUCAAAACUAAAGGAUUCAUUAGUGGAACUUAUGAUGCAAUUGAAGGAACAAUUAAAAAUAAAGAUGGUGAUUUAUUAUAUAACAUAUCGGGAAAAUGGAAUGAUGUAAUGGAAAUCAAAGAUACUAAAACUGGUAAAAAGGAAGUAUUCUUUGAUGUCAAAUCAUGCACAAAAUCCAAACCUCAAGUUAAACCAUUAGACGAACAAUGGGAUUUUGAAUCUCAAAAAUUAUGGAAAGAUACUAUUGAUGCUUUAAGUGAUAGAAAUCAUGAAUUGGCCACUGCUGCUAAAUCAAAAGUUGAAGAUAGUCAAAGACAAUUAGCUAAAAAGAGAGUUGAAGAUGGAGUUUCAUUCCAUCCAAGACUAUUUCACGAAGUCAAUGAUGAUGAUAAAUUGAAUCAAGAUUUAGAAUAUUUACUCUACAAACAUUUAGAUUUAAGUGAUGACGCUGAAACUUUAGAACAAAAAUUAUUUCAAGUCUUACCUAUAUUACCAGGUCAAGAAUUUGAUGAUAAAUUUCAUAUUCCGGCUUUCAAAAAAAAGUCUUCUUCUUAA
This is a messenger RNA of Yamadazyma jaroonii, 1329 nucleotides long. The record is from the annotation of a GenBank genome assembly. NCBI's taxonomy places the organism in Eukaryota, Fungi, Ascomycota, Pichiomycetes, Serinales, Debaryomycetaceae.